AUGAGCCAAGUCAGUGCAGGGAGGAAAAACCGCGUCCUUGUUGGAGCCAUCGGCCUCGCUGUCGCCCUGCAGUCAGGGACCCGGCGUGCGCGCUGGCUGACUCAGGCACUGCGGCCUUUCGUGGGGCUGCGAGAUGACGGGGCCGGGGCCCUGCGGCAGCAGCGGCGCAUGAAGCAGGCGGUGCAGUUCAUUCACAAGGACUCCGCGGACCUCCUCCCUCUGGACGGGCUGAAGAAGCUGGGCACUUCGAAAGAUACCCAACCGCAUAGUAUCCUGCAGAGGCGCCUGAUGGAAACAAACUUAUCAAAACUACGAAGCGGCCGAGGCACCUGGGCUCCCAAGAACGAUAUCCCCGGUAAGCCGAGUCAGACCCAGCCGGGCAGCCCCGGGAGGACGGAGGAGGAGGAGCUCAUCGUGGUGAGCUGCCAGUGUGCCGGCAAGGAGCUGAAGGCCGUGGUGGACACCGGCUCGCAGUUCAACCUCAUCUCGUCCGCCUGCCUCGACCGGCUGGGGGGGGGUUUUCCGUUUUCACUGUGCAGGUUAUCGGAGCACCUCAAGGCCUUCAGCAGUGACGAGGAGAGGGUUUCGCUGCCGCACGACGUGCGGGCGAUCGGCCGGGUGGACGGGCUGGUGCUGGCGCUGGGAGCCGUGUCCGUGGAGUGCGCCGCCCUCGUCGUGGAAGACAAUGAGAAACCCUUUUCCUUGGGGCUGCAGACGCUGAAGUCCCUGAAGUGUAUCAUCAACAUGGAGAAGCAGCACCUGGUCCUGGGGCAGGCCGGCAGGGCAGAGAUCCCUUUUGCGGAGGGCGACGCGGCGGCGGCGGCCGAGCGCGAGGAGGAGCCUAGCGGGAAAGGCUCCUCGAGGGAUUUGCUGCAGAGAAGUGAUUUAGCCGUGGAAAUGCUGCUGCUUCCACUCGCCGCAGAAGAGCUCCGAGAAGGUCACGCUGAUGAGGGGAAGGGCGCUGCACGGCCACGCGUUCAGCUCCUUGCUUUGCCCUCCCGCACCGAGGCCGCGCCGGGCACCCGCCUGGAUCUCGCUUGA
Molecule: messenger RNA, 1041 nt
Organism: Tinamus guttatus (white-throated tinamou)
Lineage: Eukaryota; Metazoa; Chordata; Aves; Tinamiformes; Tinamidae
Source: RefSeq, a predicted model, not a curated record